UCUCACCAACUCUAGUUAACACUAUCGGUCAGCAGAAUCGCCAACAAGGCAAGAGAUCCAAAAUCUUGGUCUCAUACUUCCUAAUCUAGUCACGACAAAGAGAAAGUGUGUAGAGUGUGAAUUAUAAUAAGUUGGCAGCUCUCAAAAAUUUAACUCGCUGUUUAACUUAAUCAAAGUUGGUGAGACCGGCCCUCACUGGCCGUGUUCCAGAAUUUACCAUCAGUGCUGAUAAUACAUAAUAGAAAACGUCACGUGAACUAUAGAUUUUCAGUACUGACAGUGAAUUUUGGAAUAUUGCCACUAUCGGGAAAUGUGGUACGACAUCUCUGAUCGCGAAACGGCUGAUAUAUACACGCACGCACGCGCAUCACGGCACCGUGGCACAGUGGUCAACGCGACGGUGCGGUUACAAUACGGUCCCCGAGAUUGUGUUGGUGAUUAAUCAAAAAAGGCUGUUCGUGAAAAUGGCCGCAGGACUCGAUCCUCGGCUACAUCGUCCGAAGAGUUUGUACUGUUUGUGCGUGGCGGCGGUAACCGAGAGAUUUCGCUUCUUCAAACCGUACCUGGUCGACCUGCCCAAGAGCGUUAGAUUCGACCUCUACUAUCAGUUGUACAAAGAGAGAAGAUUAUGUAUAUUGGGAGCGGAAUUAAGCGAUCUGGAGACUUUCUCCAAGAUGCUCAAGGUCACCAAUCGUCGACUACACCUCCUGAGAAUAUUCCAGGCACCGAUGGAUCAUAAAAUAAGGAUAUCGGCACAUUUGGUUAUCAAUUAUAAUAUCUAUUGUUUUCAAGAGAGAGAGAAUUCUUUAUCACAGGAGAAGUUGAUAAAUUUGGGUUUAAGACUAGGUGGAUUUCUCAGUGAUGCCGGCUGGUAUUCAGAAAGUGAACAAGUGUUGUUGACUUGCAAACAAUUAUGCUUAGCUCAUAAUGAAAAUCCUAAGGAUUGGUGUAGAACAUUAGACUGUUGUCACAAGCUGUUACAUGCACAAGCAGCAUACUGUGAUUUCGAAGGGGCUGCAGAAACUCAUCAACUUGCCUUGGAAAUGAUAGAAAAGUUGAAAAGCAUGCAGUACAAUAAUAGCAAUCAUGCUGCCCUUUAUGCAGAAUUCAGUGUAUUAUUUUACAUACGCAGUGAAUACGACGAAGCCUACAAAUGGAGUUUAGAAGCAUUAAGACAAUUGAAAUCAUCACUCCCCGCGGGGGUCAUUGUUGACGUUUUGAGACAAGCGGCGAAAUCGUGCGUGGUGAAACGUGAAUUUCAAAAAGCUGGCUUAUUAAUCAAGGAAGCUGUAUAUCUUGCAAGAGAAAUAUUCGAUAUAGAUCAUCCAAAAUAUAGCGACGUUCUCAUCGAUUAUGGAUUUUUCUUAUUAAACUAUGAUAGCAUCAGCAAUAGUGUAACUAUAUACAAGACUGCGUUAGAUAUUAGAAGAUCGAUUUUCGGCAGGACUAAUCUUCAUGUUGCUCUGGCACACGAAGACUUGGCUUACGCUCUCUAUGUACAUGAAUAUAGUUCUGGCAAAUUUGAAGAUGCGAGUGAUCAUGCGGGAACAGCUAUAGAUAUCAUGGAAAAACAUUUACCACCAAAUCACUUAAUGCUCGCAAGUGCUAGAAGAAUAAAAGCACUUAUUCUUGAAGAGAUCGCUAUAGAUAACGCAUCCACACCUUUGUCGGAACAGAAUCUGUUACUCAAAUCCGAGGGUCUUCAUUUAUCUGCCUUGGAGAUGUCGAGAAGCGCAUUUGGUGAGAGAAACGUGCAAACAGCAAAACAUUAUGGAAAUUUGGGCCGCUUAUAUCAGAGUAUGCGGAAAUUUCAGGAAGCAGAAACAAUGCACUUGAAAGCUAUUAACAUCAAAGAAGAAUUAUUAGGACCUGAUGAUUACGAAGUAGGUUUGAGUAUAGGACAUUUAGCUUCUUUAUAUAAUUUUCAUAUGGGACGAUACAGAGAUGCUGAAAAACUUUACCAUCGUAGCAUCGCGAUCAGCUUGAAGUUAUUUGGAAAAGGCUACAGUGGCUUAGAAUACGAUUAUCGAGGACUCUUACACGUGUACUCUAAACUAGAUGAUUACGAAAAAAUAAUGGAAUAUACAGACAUACUGAAUGAUUGGAGGGACCUUAGAGACAGACACGCUCAAUCUGAGGAACCACCGAUUGAUAUACAAAAACAUCCACAGCCAAUUGCAAACGUAAUGAAUGUGUUCUUUUCUAUGUGAUAUAUCAAUAAGUCUAUGUGUAAUUGAGAUUUUGUCAUUGUACGUCAUCAAACUUGUUGGUCCCUGUUACGUUUACAUUGGACCAAAGUAGGAAAAAAAAAAAUUUCUUUUUUCUUACUUUAGCUCAAUGUCUUAUAAACACAAAACACAUAAGCCAAUUAUAAUUAUCAAUUGUACAAUCAGAUCAUAAUUUACAAAUUCUAAUCUUAAGUCAUAAAUCAUAAUGUGUACAAUUGUUAAUUAUAUUGUCUUAUAGCAAUAUUUUAUAAUGUGUGAGUAGACUCAAUAUUACUAAGAAUUGACAACAUGAUAUUAAUUGAUCAAGUGAUCUAAUAUUCAAAUAUGUUAAUUCAAAACUGUUAAUUCACAACUGUUAAUUUAAAUCUCUCUAAAUUAUUGUUAAUAAUGCUUGUAUGUUAGAAAGGCUUUGAAAGAAAGGCUUUGUUUUAGUGCCAUUCUACAAUAAGCCAUAAGUGAUAAAUCAGAAAAUAAGAAUUGAUCAAUCAUAAUCGAGUAUUCUUAUAUUCAAUUGGUCAAUUCUUAGUUUCUGACUUAUGAUCUAUUACUAAUAGCUUAUUGUAGAAAGCCUAUUAGUUUGCAAUGCUUGUGUUGAAUUAUUAAAAUCAAUGUUUAUCUUCUAUCUCGAUGUAUCUCAAAGAUUUUUGCGCAUAAAAAAUAUAUCUUUUUUAAAUA
This is a messenger RNA of Pogonomyrmex barbatus (red harvester ant), 2903 nucleotides long. It is a transcript of the gene Pat1, whose product is annotated as Protein interacting with APP tail-1. NCBI's taxonomy places the organism in Eukaryota, Metazoa, Arthropoda, Insecta, Hymenoptera, Formicidae. The record is from RefSeq and is a predicted model, not a curated record. Gene Ontology annotation, biological process: proteasome-mediated ubiquitin-dependent protein catabolic process; intracellular protein transport. Gene Ontology annotation, cellular component: Cul2-RING ubiquitin ligase complex. Gene Ontology annotation, molecular function: ubiquitin-like ligase-substrate adaptor activity; protein binding.